Molecule: messenger RNA, 2542 nt
Organism: Physeter macrocephalus (sperm whale)
Lineage: Eukaryota; Metazoa; Chordata; Mammalia; Artiodactyla; Physeteridae
Gene: CXCL9
Product: C-X-C motif chemokine ligand 9
Exons: 4
Coding region: 37-417 (126 amino acids)
Biological process (GO): chemotaxis; immune response; defense response
Cellular component (GO): extracellular region
Molecular function (GO): chemokine activity
Source: RefSeq, a predicted model, not a curated record
UCAAAUCUAAUACAGGAGCGACUCCAUUCUACCACUAUGAAGAAAAGCGGUGUUCCUCUUCUUUUGGGUAUCAUCUUCCUGACUCUGACUGGUGUUCAAGGAACUCCAACAAUGAGGAAUGGACGCUGUUCCUGCAUCAACACCAGCCCAGGGACCAUCCAUUCAAAAUUCUUAAAGGACCUUAAACAAUUUGCCCCAAGCCCUUCUUGUGAGAAACCUGAAAUCAUUGCUACAAUGAAGAAUGGGGAUCAAACCUGUCUAAACCCAGAUUCAACAGAUGUGAAAGAAUUGAUUAAAGAGUGGGAGAAACAGGUCAACCAAAAGAAAAAGCAAAAGAAAGGGAAAAAAUAUAAAAAAACCAAGAAAGUUCCAAAAGUUAAAAAAUCUCUACAUCCUCCUCAAAAGAAGACUACAUGAGCUACCAUUUUACCAGCAAGUAUUUUGUGUUAAAAAGUUUCUUUUUAACUAUACUGAAAUAAUUCCAAAAAGGGAUGGCAUCUUAAUACAUAAACUUGUUGAUUUGAACUAGAAAAUUUAAAGCAUUAUUUUGAAAUUGUAAUUAAAGGUAGAAAGUUGCUUUUAAAAUCCAAAUGUGAAGAAUUGUUAGAGGCUAGAGUUUAUCUUUGUUCUUCCACCUCAGACCAACUGAAUUUCAUCAUGCUUAAGCCCACAAUCUCAGCAACACCCACAUCUGGACAAAUGUCCUCACAACCACAUCCCACACACAACAGCUGCCUGGGAGAACAGCUGUAGUCUUCCUAGGACUCCAGAGAAUAUACUGAGGCACACGUCAGCAGGCCCCAGCCUGACAGCAUGCUGGUAAGCCGAGCAGUUUGGAAUCGAGCUGGACCUCACCAAGCUGCCAUAGCCAUCCAGCGGCAUCUGUAUUUGAAUCUGCCUGUGGGCCUCUUAUACAAUGCAUCUGAGAUAUUCAUGCUGGUUGUUUCUGGGGAUCACCACUGGAGAACACUAGCAAUUGGCUUUCAGAACCUUCUGUCUGGUUUUGAGGCCAUGUGACUCCAUCUUGCCUGCCCAGGGUAACCGCUUUAUUCCUUUCUGUUGCCUUUGCUGCAGUCAAGCCAGUUCCUCACCGUCCUACCACAAUUCAGUGCCUGCCCCCUCUGCUACACAGGUCAUGCUCUCACUCACCUGCGUCUACUGCUUUCUCACUCUUUCCCCAACACCCCACAGAAAUACCUCCUUCUCUUCACUCAUCCUCACUUGAUUCAGUCUUGAAGCUCAUUUUAAUCCUGCCUCUUAAAUAAAAUCUUCUGGAUACUUGGAUUAUUUUAAAACUCCUAUUUCACUUCUGUUCAGUACCAUACAGGUGAGCACUUAGUUGUUUUCUAAUUAUUUUUUGUCUGUUAAUUUUAACUCUCCCACAAGAUUGUCAGCUCCUUGAGGGCAGGGGACACAGUUUAUUCCCCCGAAUUCUGCCACUGUGCCUAAUAUACUGUGGAACUAGGUUUCAAAUAAUUUCUUGAUUGCAGUUGUUACAGGUAGGAGGGCAACCAGACCAUCUCCUCAAAGCAGGAGCUGGCUAUUUAUUGGCUACUCCAUAUAUCUAACCCCUGGUAACAUCUUCUACUCAUUAUCCUCAGGCCAUUAUCACUUUGGGGACUGGGGGUGAUGCAACAUCCUUGUUUUCUUCUGACAGGAUGUUAACUUGGCCUCUCCAAAAGAUAAGAAGGAAAUGUUUAAAUCACUUAGGGAUAUUCUAAACUGUUGUCAUUAAGCAUACAGGAAACUUAGAAUCAUAGAAUCUUACAAUGGGAAGGGGCUUUAGAGAUCACCCAGUGCCCAGCCUUUCCCCACCCAAUAUAAAAAUUCCUUCAAUACCAUUCCUGACAAGCCUCACUUUUCUAUGAUCUUACGAGAAAGCCACCAAGAUCCUUUCAAAAACUCAUUUUAGGUAGAUAUGAAUUUCAUUGUCAGUUUAACUUGUUUCAAAGUUUGUAAAGUAUUGUCAUUAUCGAUUACCACAGCAGCUCUCAUGAAGAAAGGGGGUAUUAAGUUACCAAGAGCUAGAGGGAGCAGUAAAUCCUGUUAGUGGAAGCAUCGCUGGUGCCCAGUUAGCCUCUGCAGGGCUUGAAAACCCUCUUAAAGAGGAGGUUCUGAGAACUCUGUAAGAGAGAAUGUCAUUGGCCAGAAUUUAAAUCUAUGCCUACUUUCCCAAUUUUUGUCACUCCUUACACUGCAGAUGACUUUCAGUGCUUCCCAGUGGUGAUCCCAAACAACUUCUUAACUAGUCAUGAAACUCUUUAGCUCCUUUCGUGUAACUCCCCCUGAAAAAUCUAAAUGUUUCAUGGUCUGAGAGUCUGACCCAGUUACCUUGCAUCUCACUGGUAAAGUGGACAAUGUAUAACUGAUACCCAAAGACCGCAUGUUUUGACUAAGUAGCUAUGACAUAUAUAUACAUGAUAAUCACUCAUCAUUUAUGUAUACAUGUAUACUCUCUAAGCAAAUAAUUAAGUGCAAAGCAGUAUUGACAUAUAUACCUUGUACUUUGAAAUCUUUUCUUUGUUAAAAGACAAUGCUAUCA